AUGUCUAGAGAAGAUCUAAUAGAAAGUUCUAAUGUUACAGACCUUACUUCUGUAUCUGUUGAACCACUGCUCACUCUAAAACUCGGUAAACGGAUGUACUUUGAGGAUUUAUGCCUAGAAACUGAUCCCAAAAACUUUGGGGAUUCCAUGUCGAGUUUAAGUAUUGGAAAGAAAUGCAAGUCCGAUAGCCGGAACUUACAAUGUUCGCGCUGUCAAGUUGAAGGUUGUGGCCUUGACCUUUCAUCGGUGAAAGAUUAUUAUCGCAAACAUAGAGUUUGUGAAACUCAUUCCAAAUCUCCUAAAGUGGUUAUAGCUGGUUUGGAACGACGAUUUUGCCAGCAAUGUAGCAGGUUCCAUGCUCUUUUUGAGUUUGAUGAAAAAAGAAGAAGCUGUAGACGACGUCUUUCACAUCAUAAUGCAAAGCGGCGUAAACCUCGUCCUUCUGAUGUUGUCCAAUCAAGCCAAUCAGCUUUGUCUUCUUCGCGAUGUGAUGAAGAGCAACAGAUGAGUCCAUUUUCGUAUUCAAAGACUGCUACAAAUUUAGCCUUGCAAAACAUAGAUAACAACUUGCUCCUCCAAACCAAAGAUUUUCUCUUGAAGCCUGCAAAAGAUAACAUUGACGCACCAAGUACUGUCACUAUGCUUUCUCACGAUUCUAAUGUCAAUUUUACAUCCAAAGUCAUUGCAACCAAGAGUAUCAUCAAUCCAGGUGUAGAAGAUUUCAUUACCUUUUCUGAUACAAAUGCAACACAAGACUUUACUUGUGCUCUCUCUCUUCUGUCAACCAAUCCGUGGGAUUCGUAUGCGACUGAAUCUAUUUCUCUAGAACAUUCUAAUCGCACAAGCAGUUGUGGUCAAGCCAUAACACAUGCAAUGAGUGAGGGCACGGCGCUUGCUUCAUCAGAAUAUAUUAGUGAGCAUGAUCAACAUGUCAAUUCCAGCAUGUGGAUAUCAAACUCAAACUGUGAAGAAAGCAAUCACUUUCAAGAAUUUCAACUGUUGAGAGAACCUUAUGAAUCUGGUUUUCACCAGUUGGACUAA
Vicia faba (fava bean) is the source of this 1041-nucleotide messenger RNA. NCBI's taxonomy places the organism in Eukaryota, Viridiplantae, Streptophyta, Magnoliopsida, Fabales, Fabaceae. The record is from the annotation of a GenBank genome assembly.